Messenger RNA from Rhopalosiphum padi (bird cherry-oat aphid), 1925 nucleotides. RefSeq names its product transcriptional repressor scratch 1-like. Gene Ontology annotation, molecular function: RNA polymerase II cis-regulatory region sequence-specific DNA binding; DNA-binding transcription factor activity, RNA polymerase II-specific. NCBI's taxonomy places the organism in Eukaryota, Metazoa, Arthropoda, Insecta, Hemiptera, Aphididae. Gene Ontology annotation, biological process: regulation of DNA-templated transcription. The record is from RefSeq and is a predicted model, not a curated record. The coding region runs from base 390 to 1079 and encodes 229 amino acids. The transcript has 5 exons.
GUUUACGGUGCGCGCGCGUGUGUGUGUGUGUGUGUGUGUGUGUGUGGCGCGCGCGUGUUCGCUAACCACAGUUGUUCAACACAACGCUGUGUCGUCUGUCGACGGGCCCACUGCGAAACGCGCCCCGCACGCGACUACCAAGUGACGGAACGCGACGACGCACCGGUCCGCGGCACCACUGCCGCCUCCGACCGAAAAUAUCAUUUGAUAUUAUCAAUAAUCAUAUUAGUAUAAUAUUUCGCCGGUCCCGCGUGACAACGAUGCGGUCGCGUCUGGCAGAGCUGCAGCAGCAGUGAGCUUUUCCAGCGGCCGUCGUUUCCGAGUACGAACUACGAAGUGAGCGAGCCAUCGACCGAUACUCUGCCAAAGCCCGACACAAAACAACCGAAAUGCUACACUCCUACGAACAUAUCGUCGACGCUCAACAGUCGUCGGUCGGAGACGAGCUGUACAAUCUAACGCAGUUGGCCGAAGUCAGUAUCGUCUACUUCAGACAACACACGGCUACGAUAAUCGAUGGUCCGAAUGCCUACGAAAAGGACAUCAAGAAAAACGAUGUUGACGACAACAACCAUAAAACAAUAACUACAGAGCAAACGACGAAGAAGACAACCAACAACAAGGAACGUCAGUGUCCGGAUUGUGGAAAAUGUUACAGCACGUCCAGUAACUUGGCCCGGCACCGACAGACGCACAGGUCGCUGGCUGAUAUCAAAGCCAGGCAUUGUCCCCACUGCGACAAGGUCUACGUAUCAAUACCAGCUUUUUCGAUGCACAUGCGAACACAUAGUCAGUCCUGCAAAUGUGGCAUUUGCGGUAAAUGCUUCUCCAGGCCAUGGCUGUUGCAAGGGCACAUUCGCACCCACACGGGUGAAAAGCCUUACGAGUGUGAAAAAUGUCGUAAAGCAUUUGCGGAUAAGUCAAACUUGCGAGCUCAUCUACAGACUCAUUCUACAGAGAAACCACAUGUAUGUCAGAAAUGCAAAAAGGCAUUUGCACUGAAAUCUUAUUUGUACAAACAUGAGGAAUCAGCUUGUGGUAAAAUUACAUUGUUGAACAACAAUAACAACAACGAUUAGGAACCCUUUUUUUUUUUAUUAGAUUUAAAAAUCAAAAGUUCUAAACAAUUGUAUUUUUUUUGUAUAUAUUGAUAUGAGUUUUUCUUUUCUAUUUUUUUCUUCUCAAACUGUUCGAAAAUAAGCUAUUACUUUUUAGUGACCACUUAACAUUUGUGCUAGAAAUGUAUAAUACAUUUUUAACAUUUUUAUAUUUAAGUACAUUUUAAAAUACUUGGACAGUUUUAACAAAUAUUACAACAAUGAAAGUUUUCUUAUUUUAAACACAUUUAAUUACAAAAUAAUAGUAAUAAUAAAUAAAUAAUAAAUAAUACAAAAAUAAGGAAAAAAACAAGCUAACACAAUAAUUUAAUUUUUAUAAAUUAGAUAUAAAACGUUUCGUUUUACAUAACAAAGAUCUGAGCAAUACAUGUUUAUGAUUAUUAGAUAUUUAGAAAAACCAGCAAAUUUUAUAUUUUAUAAAAUCAAUUUGUGUUUGGUUUACUUUGUUAUUGAUUGAUUUUUGGACAGUAUAAUUUUGAGGCUAAAUAGUAAGGUUCAUUUGUAUUAUUGAAGAUACAAAAUAGAUUAAAAAGCUCAGGUAAUAUUUAUAUUUUUUUUACAAAUUUGUUUAUAUGUUUUAAUAUUUAACAAAAAAAUAGCAACUAGUUUAUUUUAAGUAAAACUUUAGAAUAUAUAUAUGUACGAGCGGACGAGUGCUACUAGUCACAUUUAUUAAUUUAUUUUUGUAUUCAACAGUUUGUUGUUUUAAAAAAUAUUUAUUAAAUUUGUAAAUACAUACAUAUAUAUCAUAUGUAUGACUUUUUUAUAUUGUAGAAAAUAUAUUUUCAAAUUUAAAACUUUUAAAAA